This is a messenger RNA of Copidosoma floridanum, 986 nucleotides long. It is a transcript of the gene CLS, whose product is annotated as cardiolipin synthase. NCBI's taxonomy places the organism in Eukaryota, Metazoa, Arthropoda, Insecta, Hymenoptera, Encyrtidae. Gene Ontology annotation, cellular component: mitochondrion; membrane. Gene Ontology annotation, molecular function: cardiolipin synthase (CMP-forming) activity. Gene Ontology annotation, biological process: cardiolipin biosynthetic process. The record is from RefSeq and is a predicted model, not a curated record.
AGGUUUCGUGAAAAAGAUGAUCCUACCAAGAGUAUUAAGGAUCGACCUGUUUGACUUGAUUGUUUUAUUAGUUGUUAUUAAAUUUUUGUACUACUACUCGUAACCUCAAAUCUAGAUUGUGUAAUUAUGAGUUACUUUAUGCUGCAGCAACUCUCGAGGUGUAGAGUAAUUAAUAGGUACACGUUGAAAAAAUGUAUACAACAGAUUGUUCCAAGACUAUACAGUGUAAAUAAUGACGAUGCGUACAACAGGAGGCAAGAGAUUAAAAGGCAAAAAAGAGCCAGGAGAAAAGAAAUCAGGGCACGUCUGAUUCAAGAUUUCAAGCAGACGAAGCAAAAGGUGGAAGAAAUCAUCGAAAGGGAAAACAUCUACACGAUACCAAAUUUUUUGUGCAUCGGGAGAAUACUGACAACGCCGGGUCUAGGCUAUCUCAUAGUAAUUCAAGACUACCAAUUAGCCUUAGGGCUACUGGGACUUGCUGGACUGUCUGAUUUGGCUGAUGGUUGGAUAGCACGCACAUGGACGUCACAAGCUUCUAAGCUUGGUAGUUUUCUUGACCCAGUGGCUGAUAAGCUCUUAGUUGGAACAAUGUUUUUAUCUUUAACGUGGGUUGGUCUCAUACCUGUGUGGCUAACGUGUCUUGUUAUUGUAAGAGAUGUUACUUUGGUAGCUGCUGCUUCUUACAUUAGAUAUCGCUCCUUGCCACCACCAAAAACUUUGACUAGAUAUUUUGAUGCUACACAUGCAACAGUGCAAUUAGCCCCAACAAUGAUAAGUAAGAUCAACACAGGAGUCCAAUUAAUGCUAGUUGCUGGGACGUUGGCUGCACCUGUUUUUAAUUUUGUGGAUCACCCACUUUUGCAGGGUCUGUGUUAUCUUACAGCUUUUACUACCAUUGCUGGUGGCGUUAGUUACAUUAUAUCAAAAAAUACAUAUAAAAUGCUGUCAAAAAAGCAUAACACUCACAGCUAAUAUAAUUAAGGAAA